This is a messenger RNA of Bolinopsis microptera, 3283 nucleotides long. RefSeq lists its product as uncharacterized. Bases 993 to 3221 code for a protein of 742 amino acids. Gene Ontology annotation, biological process: cell-cell adhesion. Gene Ontology annotation, cellular component: plasma membrane; cell-cell junction. The transcript has 9 exons. Gene Ontology annotation, molecular function: cell adhesion molecule binding. The record is from RefSeq and is a predicted model, not a curated record. NCBI's taxonomy places the organism in Eukaryota, Metazoa, Ctenophora, Tentaculata, Lobata, Bolinopsidae.
GUACCUCAACUACAAUGAAGCAGAUAUAUCGAAAAACACGGAACUAAAAAACGAGGGUGACUACGUCAUAGUAACUAACUCUCAGAUCAAUAGCGGAAAAAUGGAAACUACUCUGACUAUCUCUAGUGCCAAUAUUGCAGUCACUCUUGCUGGGAAAUACACGUGUGCAUUCUCAUAUGACAACGGAGAUAUCUAUAAGUCUGAAGGAAACCUUGUUGUACGGCUGGUCACCAUAAUACCUUCCGAUGCCCAUAUCUACAGCUACCGAGAUGACGGGUUACAAUUGUCAUGUACAAUUGAGUCGAGUGACACUACUACCGGUGUAACAUGGUCUGGGCCAACAGGGUUUGAUCCGUCCGGUAUAACCAGGAUUAAUAAUGUUAACACUUACAUUCUGACUCUUCCAACCGAUGCUGCUGCAUCCCAGUACAGCUGUGAAUUUGCUUUUACUGAUGGACCUACUUUCAAGCCGGUUGGCAUCUUUCUCGAUGUUAACUUGAACGUGAUCGAGAUGACGAACCCGACCAAGAUGUACAGUACCUAUGGGGUUGGUGUUACCGUUACUUUCUCCUGUUCAGCUGGGUCUCGCGAGGAGAUGAGUGACCUUAACUUCUGGGACGGAACCCAGGAAGUUACAGCAACUAGGAGGAGCUAUGAACACGGCAAGACGAAUGCUGAGUACGAUUACGUGGUUGAUACUAAAGAUAAGGAUGCGGAGUUUAAAUGCUACAAAAGUGCGGAUGAAACUUCCGAUUCUACUACUCUUGAUGUGAUGACCUGGACACAAGAGCUUGCAGAGUCAACUGAAGGUUCUGCUGGAGAUAGUGUAGUCUUGCUUUGUAAGGCAGAGUGGAACACAGUCGACCAGAACAAACCAGCCUUCACGUGGUUAAAGGGAGCUACAGUCGCUGAGGAGACCAACAGCAGGUACAGAAGACACGUCAGGAAAAACGUGGGUUCAAAGCGAGUUAACGAUCACUCUUGCUCUUGACAUGGACGGCAGCAAGUACACUUGUACUGCUUUAUAUACCGAUCUUACAGCCGGCCUGACACUUACCAGUACAACCAACAUCAAAGUCGCCAGUAUCGAGAUAAAUCCAGCGAAGUACGCCAUCGUACCGACCGGAGAAUCAGCGAUGUUCACUUGUGUUGUGAUAGCGAAGGAAGGAGUCAACCUGAAGUGGAGAAAACAUGCUGACGACUAUACUGAGAACGACAAGAACUACGUUGAUCUGACGACCUCUGCUCGGCAGGAUAACUACAAUACAGACAACAAAUCAAGGAAGUCCACUUUGACGCUGUCAUCCUUGACAAAUGCUGACAGUACUGACACUAUUGAGUGUUACGAAGAAAAUAAUCCCGCUCUCACUGCAACCAUGGAACUCAAUGUUGUCGGUAAGAUCAUCAAACCUAUAGGGUGGGCCAAAAAGUUCGCCGACCUCGUUUCGAAGGGUGUGGUGGCAGGGGAAGAGGUUAUUUUCACCUGUACUGUUUCAACCUUUACUAACACUGCUCUAGUCAUCGAAUGGUUCCAAAAAUUCAGUAGUGGUGAAGGAGCACAAACUGGAAAUGAGUACACGUACACUAUUGACGCGGUUGAUCAAUGGAUUGACAAUGGUGUUUACUAUUGCCUAGCGACAUACACUCAACCACUCAACCUUGGAGAUGCAGUCUUCAAGUCAGAAGAAGUAAACCUUUUCGUUAGACAGAUCAAUCCAACACCAACCACCCCUGUCUUUAUCCACACUGGAGAGACAAUAAGUUUGGACUGUUCUCUUAGCAUUAUAGCGGAAUCAGCUGGAACAUCUGACAUUAAAUGGUACAAGGACGGAGUAGAGGUCGUGCAACAAGUGGGCGUUUUAGAAGUGAAAAACGGUAUUUAUGAUGGGACAAAUGAGCUUCAGAAGUCAACAUACACUGACACGGAUGUUGAUAAAAAUGAUGGAGGUGUUUACAAAUGCGAAUUUACAUUCGCUGUCGGAGAAAAGAUUUCUUUCGAGACUACCGUCAACGUUUAUCAUGUUGAAUCAGUGAAUAAAGAAGUGAAGAAAGGCUCUGAUACAACCAUAUCCUGUGUUAUCACUGGAUUGACAGAAACAGCAACAGUGACCUGGCGAACUAGUACAGGACCAGUUCCAGCUGAAAAGUUCACCGCUGUCCAAGGUAGCCAUUCUGGAGGGACACAAACAUCAACUCUUGCUGUAGACGGAACUCUUGUGAACGACGAUACUGCUUACACUUGCAGAGUCACUUCCGGAUCUUUGCCCGAUUCCAGCCACUCGGAUACCACCGUCAAUCUAAACGUUUAUGAUGUUGAAUCAGUGGAUAAAGAAGUGAAGAAAGGCUCUGAUACAACCAUAUCCUGUGUUAUCACUGGAUUGACAGAAUCAGCAACAGUGACCUGGCAAACUAGUACAGGAGCAGUUCCAGCUGAAAAGUUCACCCCUGUCCAAGGAAGCCAUUCUGGAGGGAAACAAACAUCAACUCUUGAAGUAGACGGAAGUCUUGUGAAUGAACAUACUGCCUACACUUGCAGAGUCACUUCCGGAUCUUUGCCCAAUUCCAGCCACUCAGAUACCACCGUCAAUCUAAACGUUUAUGAUGUUGAAUCAGUGGAUAAAGAAGUGAAGAAAGGCUCUGAUACAACCAUAUCCUGUGUUAUCACUGGAUUGACAGAAACAGCAACAGUGACCUGGCAAACUAGUACAGGCGAAGUUUCAGGUGAUAAGCUCGUCCCUGUCCAAGGAAGCCAAUCUGGAGGGACACAAAUAUCAACUCUUGAAGUAGACGGAAGUCUUGUGAAUGAAGAUACUGCCUACACUUGCAGAGUCACUUCCGGAUCUUUGCCCGAUUCCAGCCACUCAGAUACCACCGUCAAUCUUAACGUUUAUGAUGUUGAAUCAGUGGAUAAAGAAGUGAAGAGAGGCUCUGAUACAACCAUAUCCUGUGUUAUCACUGGAUUGACAGAAACAGCAACAGUGACCUGGCAAACUAGUACAGGAGCAGUUUCAGGUGAAAAGUUCACCCCUGUCCAAGGAAGCCAUUCUGGAGGGAAACAAACAUCAACUCUUGAAGUAGACGGAAGUCUUGUGAAUGAAGAUACUGCCUACACUUGCAGAGUCACUUCCGGAUCUUUGCCCGAUUCCAGCCACUCAGAGACCACCGUCAAUCUAAACGUUUAUGGUACAUUUUUCAACGCUAACAGUUAUCUUGCAACAUAGUUUUUCAUUCGGUACUCAUUUCUAUCUCACAGCCAAAUUUCAAAUUCAAUUCAUACCAGAUA